ACUAGGAAAAAGUUUAGUGUUAAUUUAACAAAGAAAUUAUAUAUAAGAGGGCAAAAAUCUCCAAAAAAAAAUGCUUUUUAAAAAUCUCCACCAAAAAUGUCUCCAAGGGGUAGAAUAUUUGGGGUACGAUGAGGCCUGUGUGGAUAUUUUGAACACCCUGAACGAGCCCGUGACUAUUUUCGGGCAAUACGACGAGUGUCACAAGUGCAACUUUGAAAAUCUCACGAUUUUGGGGCCCCAGAAGAAUAUUUCGUUGCCAGUCAGCACCAGAUCGCCUUUCGAAUUGUACUGGAGCCAACAAGGGGGCACAGAAAAUUGCAGAUUCACAAAGUUACUUUACGAACAUUACCGUUAUGCCUGGAACAUUUCUAGUAAUUGUCCCAAAAUGGAAAUCAAAGAACCUGCAGAUGAUGCCUAUUUGCCAAUUCUUAUGGCUUUCGUGGUGCUGUUUUCGUUCGGCACCCUCUGGUACAUGGUGAAGUGCAUCUACAAGAACAGCGGCAGGUUGAGGCAACUUUUGGCUUGGAGCACUGAACUGGAAGAGGAUCUAACUGGUUCUGCACCUCUAGUCAUCGAAAGACCACCCGCCAUCAAAAAACAUCCCUACAGAAUAAAAUCGGUGGACGUCUUUCGCGGUCUAUGCAUCAUGCUUAUGAUUUUCGUUAAUUACGGUGGAGGACAGUACUGGUUUUUCCAGCACUCUGCUUGGAACGGUAUCACACUGGCCGAUCUAGUUUUUCCAUGGUUUUUAUGGUUAAUGGGUCUCUCUAUGACAGUCUCGAUGCAAAAAAAGCUCCAUCGUGCAGUACCUAGACGUACCAUCGUCUUCCAAGUCAUUAGGCGCAGUUUAGUACUACUAUUCUUGGGCAUCGUAGUCAAUUCCAGCAAACACAUUUUGACUGUGGCUGAAUUGAGAUUACCUGGCGUACUACAACGAAUCGGCAUCACUUAUUUCGUUGUGGGAAUGUUGGAGGUUGCAUUCACUAAAAGAAUCGAAUUUGAGAGUUUGUCUUGUGUAAGCGAUGUAAUCCAAGCCUGGCCCCAAUGGUUGUUUGUCUCGAUGCUGGUAGCAAUCCACACUUGCGUUACAUUUUUGGUUUAUGUGCCAGGGUGUGGCAAAGGCUACACGGGUCCAGGAGGUUUGGACGACAUGAAACAGCACUUUAAUUGUACCGGAGGCGUUGCCGGAUACAUCGACCGGGAAGUUUUUGGGCAUCACAUGCUUAAAACUGCCGCCUGCAAUAAGGUUUACGAAAAUGUUGUUUAUUUUGAUCCAGAGGGAAUUUUGGGGACUUUAACAGCUGUGUUGACUGUUUAUUUGGGAGUACAAGCAGGCAGGACUUUGAAUACUUAUCAGAAUGUUAGGGACAAGAUGAUUAGAUGGGUUUUGUGGGGUAUUAGUGCGAUUCUUAUUGGUGGUAUUCUGUGCGAAUUCAAAAGAGAUGACGGCCCCAUACCAAUAAACAAACAACUUUGGUCUUUGUCCUACACCCUAGUUACUGCCGGAAUGGCUUUUUUGAUCCAGGCCUUCCUCUUUUUGAUGGUCGAUAUUUUGCGCAAGUGGGGCGGAAGGCCGUUUUUCUAUCCGGGAAUGAACGCCGUAUUUUUGUAUGUGGGACACGAAAUUUUCAAAAACACCUUCCCCUUUGGAUGGAUUCCCACAGUUGAAACGCACAACGCUUAUUUGUUUAUGAAUUUGUGGGGUACCUUUUUGUGGGUGGCAAUAGCUGUUUACUUGUAUAAACACGACACGUUUUUUACUAUUUAGGAAAUAUUUGUAGGUUGAAACAUGUCUCGAAGAUUUCACAUUAUUGAUAAAUUGAUUUUUGGCAUGUUCUAGGGCUGUGAAAUCUUGUGACACUAUUCUAGAAUUAAUUAGUAUGUUAUGUGUAAUAAUAUUUUAGUUUUUAUUCAUAUUAUAUUUGGUACUGACUGAUUGUUUAUUUUGGAAAUUUUUAGUUGAUUUAGGUGUUUACUUAAUACUAAACUGUGUUUCAUAAUGGCAAAUAAAUAUUAUUAGUAACAAAAUUGGUAAGUGGAUGUGUCUCCCUAAUUUCCCAGGUAUUGACAAUAAUAUCUAAUUACAUAAUUGUAAUCAAUUUAAGUAAAAAACUAAAUACAAAAAAUAUUUAUUCAAAUCCCAAUAAACAAUUCAAUACAAAUAUCAUCGGCGAUUUGAGACAAUUAUUUUCGAGCUCAUUAAAUUUUUUUUGGCUGUGUAAACAAUUAUGCUUAAUUAAUUAACAAUUAAAUGCUUUCACUACAUGUCCUCCUUCCUAAUGAUUGCCUCGUCUGAACAGCCCCUGUCAACAAACAAAUAACUCAUUUUUAUUUUUGCAAACUUAAAAUUUGUUGACGGUGACCAUGCAAAUCUAUUUCCGCAUAAUUUUCCUGACUACAAACCAACCGCCAACAAUUAAAGCAAUAGCAGCCGCAAUACUAACCCCUAAAAUUAAGGGCGCUUGAUUUUUAAAUAUUGUCUUGAUGAGGCUGAAAGUACCAGGGACGGUUUUCUUGUAAGAGUCUCGUUCUUGUACUCGAUUGAAGUACUUUUCAAUGUUGGGACGUUUCCCGUCAGUCCAAAAAAACGGUUCCAUGCCUAUUUGGUUGAUACGGAGCAGAAGAAUAGUCAAGGAAAUGUCUGGAAUUGUGAAUUUGUCACUGCACAGCCACCAAUUUUGUUUGCCUGAAAAUGAGGGCAAAUUAUGUAGUUGUUUUUGAUUUUGAAUGAAAAUUGCAACCGUUUGUGUGCUGGCUUAAUUCUGCUUCAACUUCAUCUAAAACUUUUUCAGCCUGUUGGCAAAUCUUUAAAAACUCGUCUUUGUUUAGCAACUUUUCACGUUUCUUUUCUUGGUUUUCUGCCUUUUCGAGCAGCAUUUCUUUGGCGUCAGGGUUCUCUUGCGCAUACUUUCUCAAAU
This is a messenger RNA of Ceutorhynchus assimilis (cabbage seed weevil), 2918 nucleotides long. Lineage: Eukaryota; Metazoa; Arthropoda; Insecta; Coleoptera; Curculionidae. The record is from the annotation of a GenBank genome assembly.